Messenger RNA from Strongylocentrotus purpuratus (purple sea urchin), 3908 nucleotides. RefSeq names its product adenylosuccinate lyase. The record is from RefSeq and is a predicted model, not a curated record. Gene Ontology annotation, biological process: 'de novo' AMP biosynthetic process. Gene Ontology annotation, cellular component: cytosol. NCBI's taxonomy places the organism in Eukaryota, Metazoa, Echinodermata, Echinoidea, Camarodonta, Strongylocentrotidae. Gene Ontology annotation, molecular function: (S)-2-(5-amino-1-(5-phospho-D-ribosyl)imidazole-4-carboxamido) succinate lyase (fumarate-forming) activity; N6-(1,2-dicarboxyethyl)AMP AMP-lyase (fumarate-forming) activity.
UACAGCGCGCGCGCGCUGCGCUUCAAUAUUUACACGUGAAACCAUUUGAAAACAUGGCAGCACCUACGUCGAAUCCUCCGGUUCCAGAAAACGGGAAGAAUGCUGAUAUGUACAAGUACAGGUCUCCUUUGGUUUCCCGAUAUGCAAGCCCUGAGAUGGCCUACAACUUCAGUGAAGUGAAGAAGUUUUCAACCUGGAGAAAAUUAUGGUUAUGGCUUGCUAAAGGACAACAGACCCUUGGUCUUGAUGUCAGCAAUGAGCAGAUCAAAGAGAUGGAGGCCAACCUUGAGAACAUUGAUUUUGAGAUGGCUGCUGCGGAAGAGAAGAAGAGACGUCAUGAUGUCAUGGCUCAUGUUUACACCUUUGCUCAGUGUUGUCCCAAGGCUGCCCCUAUCAUCCACCUCGGUGCAACGUCUUGCUACGUCGGUGAUAAUACAGACCUGAUCGUGAUGAAGGAUGCAUUGUCGAUCUUGCUUCCUCGACUGGCACGCUGUAUACAGAGACUGGCUGUCUUCGCUGAGGAGCACAAGGCUCUUCCCACGCUUGUUACACACUACCAACCAGCCCAGCUGACAACGGUAGGAAAGCGUGCUUGCCUCUGGAUCUCUGAUCUCUGCAUGGACCUUCGUAACCUGACCAGGGCUAAAGAUGACCUCAGGUUUAGGGGCGUCAAAGGCACCACUGGGACACAAGCCAGUUUCCUAGCCUUGUUUGAAGGGAAUGGUGAGAAAGUAGACAUGCUGGAUGCAUUCGUUACCAACCAGGCUGGUUUCCCAAAGUCCUACAUGGUGACUGGUCAGACGUACAGUAGAAAGAUUGAUGUAGAUGUUUUAUCUGCCCUUGCCAGCCUGGGAGCAUCUGUCCACAAGAUCUGCACUGAUAUACGUCUGCUAGCAAACCUGAAGGAAGUGGAGGAGCCGUUUGAGAAGGAUCAGAUUGGUUCUAGUGCCAUGCCUUACAAACGUAACCCCAUGAGAAGCGAGAGGUGCUGUUCCCUAGCAAGGCAUCUCACAACGCUCGUCAUGGAUCCUCUGCAGACUCUCUCUGUUCAAUGGUUUGAAAGAACACUGGAUGAUAGCGCUAACAGGAGGAUAUGUAUAGCAGAAGCUUUCUUGACAGCGGAUGUCUUACUCAGUACUCUCCAGAACAUUUCAGAAGGAAUGGUCGUCUACCUCAAGGUGAUAGAGCGUCAUAUACUCCAAGAGCUUCCCUUUAUGGCAACUGAAAACAUGAUUGUAGCGAUGGUGAAGGCAGGGGGCAGCAGACAGGAUUGCCACGAGCACAUCCGGACUUUGUCCCAAGAAGCUGCAGCAGUGGUCAAGCAAGAAGGUGGAGAUAAUGACCUGGUAGCCAGAGUUAGAGGGUCAGCAUACUUUGCACCUAUUCAUGACCAGCUGGACAAGCUACUUGACCCAACCACCUUUGUCGGCAGAGCCCCAGAACAGGUGACCAAUUUCUUAGAGGCUGAAGUCAAACCAGCUCUCAAGCCCUUCGCAAGCUUUCUGGAUGGAAUAUCAGAGCUUUCAUUGUGAAGUUUAGAUGACAUUAUUAUUGCUUGUAUCAUGUCAAAUCCCUCCAGUGGUCACAAUUUACUUCAGUUGAAUACAUUCAAUCUCUUAUAUUCGCUCUAACGUAAAUUGGUUCCAUGUAUUGAUACCGUUGUACAUUUACGACGGGCGUGAUGUGCAUUUCUUUGUAGGAUUUAUAUAAGUGUUUCUAGGGUAAGAGGUAGGAUUUUUGUUAUGGUGUGGCAAGUCUGGAACAUGCAGGUACAUUGUAUUUAUGAGCAGCUUUUCUUUAUUUUUUGUUUUCUUAAAACUAUUAUUAUUAUUUUUUAUUUUUUUAAAUUUAUAUAUUUAGUAUUAGUAGAAGUAGUAGUAGUGGUAGUGGUGGUUACUUUACCAUACUGUUAAGAAAGCAUAAAUGCUUAUUAGUAAGCAACCAGGAUACCAACGGCUUAUGAUGAUUAAUGCAUGUACCUUUAUAUAUUUUAUUUAUUUUUAAUUUUUAUUAUUAUUUUUUAUUUUAUUUAUUUAUUUAUUUAUUUAUUUUUUUUUUUGGGGGGGGGGGGGGAGGGAGGAGAAGAGUGAAGUACAAUCAAGGGUCUAGCAAAAGCUAUGAGCUAAUGAAGUGGCAUAAAUAGUAACUUUCCCCGAGAGAAAAUUUGAUAUAACUUUGGCUCGAGGGAAAGUUGCUAUUUAUGCCUCUGAAUGGUCAUAGUUUGCUAGAGCCAUGAAAGAUAAUGUAUAUCUGUUUUAUAUCGCUCAUGAGCAUCUCACUAUUACAAAGAAACAUGUACUGUGAGCAUUUAGCAGCAAAGGCCUAAAUUACAUUAAAAGUGAAUGACUAACCAGAUCAGUUAAAAUGGCAAAAUUCAGCGAGCGUACAGGAUUUAAAAUGCCUCAUAGCUGGCAACUCCCGCGGUGUCACAGCGCCUACGCCGUGCACUUAACGCUGUGCAGUAACCACACUAGCACUAGAACACCACCGUAGUACCUGUACAGCGCCAGCUAAACAUAUUUGCAUCUUGCAAUAUUUCAUUUGAGCCAUGCAAAUUUCUUUUAUUUAUAUUUUUACUGUGAUAUGAAUGUGAGUACGGUACAUGUUAUUACAGAAGUGUCCAAGGAAUGAUACAGGUGGAAGGGGUGAACAAAAAAAUUACAAUGACUCAUUCUCAGAACAAGCUAAAACUAUUCAUACUCGUACUGGAGAACAUAAAUUUGGAUAUUGAUCGCAGAAAUAUCGAUGAUCGCGGUGGAGAAAGUGGAUUCCGGAAUGAACUAUCAAAUUUAAUAGCAAAACUAUCCCUUUUUCUUGCUAUGUACAAUCAAAAUGCAAAAAAAAACUAUACAUGAGGGAUAUAAUUGUAUCUAGUCUUUGGCUACUAUUAUGGGUUUAUGUGAUAUUCCAAUGACAUGUGGGUUUGAGAUCAUGGCUGAAUACAAUGUGCUAUUAAAGGGGGUGUAGCAUGGCAAAUACUGGUUGACGGCAUCUACAACUUCUUUUGGAAAACUGCAUGUAAACGAAUGGACUUGAUUAACGGUCAGUGCGCUAGUGUUCGCGAAAUAGACCGGAGUUCUUCUCACGUUUCGGUUUUGCAUAUGUUGCACGCAUGUGAAUACUGCGGUUGUGUUAUCAGUAGUCGUAUUAUACCGAUUGGCCCCGAGUCAGGCCACGGGAAAAAAACGUAGUCUCAUUAUGCUGUAUCCCCUUUAAGCAUACUUCAUGUUAUUUUUGUACCUAUAACAGUACUGUUCUUAUGACUCUGUACCAAUAUUUUAUGUGUGAAUUCAGUCAACCUUCUGAAGACCUUUGCAUACAAACAUUACUUUCCUAAUAGAGGUGUUGUAGUUUAGUGGUUCAUUCAUUUGACUUGUAAUCCAAAGGUUGAGGGUUUAAAUCUCAGCCUGGCGCUAACAUAAUUUGGCAAGUCCUGGUAGUAGUAGUUUGCAAUGCACAGUGAGCGUGCGUAAAUUGAAGCCUGGCUAGUAGGCUCCCCAUGGAGUGGAGAAUGUGCAUACAAUGUGUGAAGUCAAGCCUGAAUCAGAUGACCAGCCCGAGUUAAAAAAUAUCUCUGUUAAACAAAUGGAGACAUCAUUGGUGUAAAAGGCAGUACAUAAAACCAGAUCAUUACUAUUAUUAUUUCCGAUCAUUGUUGUUUGAUGAUGUUCUCAGAUACACAUUUUCUUGUCCAUGCUUUAAUUCUUCUUCAAACAUUAUCAGAAUGUCACUUGCUUAGAAUCACUUUUUUGUAAUUAAUAACUACUGUAUACAAAUACAUGUAUAUGUCUAACUGCAAUUUCAAUUAUUGAAGUCAUCAAGUGUAUUAAAUUUUCAUUUUAAAAGUAUGAAGAAAUAAACAUACAUUGAAUGUGCCGAAAAUAGACCAUCAUCAUUCUUUCCCAGUA